Gossypium raimondii (Peruvian cotton) is the source of this 4589-nucleotide messenger RNA. RefSeq names its product probable 2-oxoglutarate-dependent dioxygenase AOP1. The transcript is spliced from 5 exons. Gene Ontology annotation, molecular function: dioxygenase activity. The record is from RefSeq and is a predicted model, not a curated record. NCBI's taxonomy places the organism in Eukaryota, Viridiplantae, Streptophyta, Magnoliopsida, Malvales, Malvaceae. Bases 1093 to 1974 code for a protein of 293 amino acids.
UUUUUUUCUCCUUUCUUUUUUCUUCUUCUUCGUUCAGACCCCGACGACACUUCCCCCGGCCUGGUGCGACGGUCGACGGCGGCGCGCGGUGGAGAUCUCCUCUUCUCCUCCCCUUUGACUUUUCUUCUUAUUCUUUUACUUCCUAUGUCUUUCUCUUUUAUUUUUGUUUGUUGCUUGCUUCUUGCUCCUUUUUUUUGCUUCUUGGUUGUUGUUUGCUUUGCUAGGUGCCGGCGAUGGGAGUGCUGCGGCGGUGGGCACGGUGGCACUGGUGCGAUGGCCGGCGGUAGCAGGUGGCUAGGGGAGAGAGAGGCCAUGCUUUAGGUCGGCUGUCGCAGUGUAGGUGCGCAACUUGCACUGUCGGAUGCCAGACGGACCAAAUUGCAAACACAGCAAAACUUCUGGGGCCAAAAUAUAAUUUUGAGAAAAUUUAGGGGUUAAAAUGUAAUUUCGAGAAAGUUCAGGGGUCAAAAUGUAAUUUCAAAAUGUUUAGGGGUUGACAUGUAAUUUUGAAAAAUUUUAGGGGUUAAAAUAUAAAAUUUUUUAAACACAAAAUUAUUCUCGGACAAAAUUCAGUGAUUACAACGUUAAUUAAUUUUUUUUAUUUUCCAUAUUUUCUGGAAAAAUGAAAUUAAAAUGUGAAAAAUAAAUUAAACAUAUAUUUAAAAAAUUAGAUAAAUAAAACUGCGUAAUAUUUUUCAUUCAAAAUUUUAAUUGAUGAAAUUUUAUUUAAGUAGCGUAUAAAGUUUCCUUUGAUCAAAGUGCCACUGCCUUGGUUUUGCUUGGAUAAGCAAAUUAAAAAAACUAUAGACAUGUUUUACUUCGCCCCGCCACCUUUGAGAAAAAAAACAAUAAAUAGACGUAAAUCCCUACAAGCUGAUUUAAAUGAAGAAAACAUUUUCUUAGAGCAUAAAAAAAAGGUUAACAACAUGGUUGAGUUCCCAGUCAUUGAGUUCCGUUCAUCGGAUUGGAGCGAAAAACUGAUGGGUGGAACAGUUUGUGAAGAGAGUUCGAGAGGCUUGUGAGAUUUUCGGUUGUUUCGAGGUGGUGUACAAAAAGAUAUCAGCAAAAGUCCGAGAGGAUGCAUUCGAGUUGAUGAAAGAACUGGUUAAGGACCCAGUGGAGAGGAAACAAAAGAACGCUAGUCCUUUGCCUUACCAUGGUUGGGUUGGACCAUGCGAGCAGGUUUCUUUAUUGUAUGUAGGCUUUGGAGUUAGAGAUGCCUCCAACUAUGACUCUGUAAAAAAUUUUGCUCAAUUGAUGUGGCCUGAUGGUCACCCACAAUUUUCCGACACUAUACACACCUUAGCGACACAAAUGGAGGAACUGAACAAUUUAGUUUGGUUGACGCUAAUUGAUAGUUAUGGAUUAGAGGAGGAGUCACUGAAGAUGAUCUACAAAACGUUGGUGCGGAUGAUGAAAUAUAUGUCCCCUCCACCGGGAGAGUAUAAGAGUGGACUCCAUUCUCAUACUAAUAAACCAGUCAGCACACUCAUUUGUGAGGAUCAAAUUUCAGGGUUGGAAGUUGAGGUCAAUGACAACCAAUGGAUCAUGUUAUCAAAUUUAUCUCCAUCUUCUUUUAUCUUUGUGGUAGGAGAUCCUCUCAAGGCAUGGAGUAAUGGGAGAUUGAAAUCAGUGAAUCACAGAGUGAUGAUGAGUGGAGACAAAGAUCGAUAUUCUAUAGCAGCCUUCGUCAUUCCAAAUGAGGGUAUUAUAAUCAAGACACCCAAAGAGUUUAUAUAUGACCAACAUCCUAGGCUUUUCAUGGACUUUGAUUUCAUGGAUUUCUUCCAUUUUGCCUUUUCUGACCUAGAAAAGCUCAUUGACUCCGGAUUUCAAGACCAUUUCUUCUUGAAAUUUCGGUGGGAAACAGCCAUGGAAGAGGGUUUAGAGCUGGUCUUCCAUAUUUUAGCUUCAAGUAAGUUUAAUUCUUGCUUUUUCCAUGAAAUUUUUAUAUAUUUAGACUUUUACAAUUAGGUCUAAUUUAGUAUUCUACUAGUUUUUAAAUUUGUUGAAAGUUUUGGAAGAUACCAAUGAUAAGUUCAUAUAAUUUUUGUUAUUUUAUGAUGAAAUUGAGAUGUUAAUGAAUGUUUAAAGGUGUUUUAUUAAAGAAUUUUGGAUGAAAAACAUGUUUUAGGGAUUAAAAUUGAAAAGUAUUGAAAUUGUGGAAAAAUUCUGAAAUUUCAUGGAAUCCAUGGGCUGUUAUUGAUAUGUAUGAGAAUUAUUAGGCUUGAAUCAAGGAUUAUACUGCAAGAAUUUCAUUUUUCGAGCCUAGGGACGAAUUUGUCAUGUAUUAAAAGUUUAGGGUCAAAUUGGUAAUCAACAUUUUGCACUAAAACAGUUUUGGGCAGCAGCAGUGGUUGAACUUUGAAAAAUCACCAAAAAUUUUGGGAAUUGAAUUAGAAGAUGAAUAAAAUAUGAAAUUAAAGCUUAUUGAGUCUAGUUUCUCAUAAAAGAAAUGGUGUAAGCAAUAGAAUUGUAAAUCAUGAGAUAUAAUAAAUUUUGUGAGGCAAUGUCAGAAUGAUUUCGGGUUCCCUUGUCCUGACUUUGAAAAAUCAUCAAAAAUUGAAAAAAAUAAUUAUGAGUUAUAAUUUAUAUGCAUAGAAUCCUUAAUGAAUCUAUUUUCAAAUUAAAUAAACGGAAACAUCAUCCAAAUUCUGUAAAAUUACAUAAUUCAUUUUUAGUGAAGAGUGGUCGAAACUGUCAGAAGCAAAACAGGGGAACUUUAAAGAAUAAACUGUACUAUUUGGCUAAACCAAAAAUUCUGAAAAUUUUAUGGUAAAAAUAUAUUUGAGUCUAGUUUCAGGAAAAAUUAACUGAUCUUAAUUUGGAGCUCGGCAGAUCCGGAUAAAAAUAAUUUAGUGACUCUGACUCGGAUAAACAGCUUUGAAUAUACAUGUGAGUGAAUAGUGAAAUUAUAGUUUAUGUUGUUUAAGUGUGUUAUACAAAUUAAGGAUGUGGAAUGGAGAGGAGGAGGAGGAAAAUUGGGAAAUAUAUGAAUGAUUUGUGUAUAAUUGGUCAUAUGCUUGAUUAUAAUUGAUAAACGAUGAAAUUGGAAUGAUGCUUAUAUUUGUGCAUUAUUGGUCAUGGUUUAAGCUCAGGUGGAAAAAUAAAGUUUCAUAGAAUGUGUGUAUGGUAUAUUCGGUAUAUGAUUUGGGAUGAAGUAAUGCCAUGAACGGUUUAUGAAGUAACACAUGUUGGUAAGUGUGAUACAUGAAUAAAUGUUGUGCUCAUCCAUGCUUAUAAUGUUUAUGCUAUAUGUGUAUUUGGCUAACAUAUUUGGUGUACAUGCUUAGGCUUUGGCCAAGUAGUGGUUAAAAUGGUAACAUAUUUAGUUGUGAUCAUGUAAUCUCUAGUGAAAUGGUUUACCAUGUGGUUAGUUCCAAAAAGAGUUAUGUUUAAAUACACUAGCUUGUGACUAUGGUUGAAUGAUAUGUUUAUAUCUUGUGUGCUGUGCAUAGGAAACGAGUGUGGAAAGAUAAUGGAAUAGUAAGUUCAUAUGGUUGAAAUUUAACGAUUAAAUGUUAAUUUCAUGAAUUAUAUAGUGUAUGAUGAUAUAUAUUUGUUGAUGGAUUGAAAAUAAAAUAACAAUGCUAAAACCGAAUAAAUGAUCAAAUUGAGCGGAACGUCGGAUUUGAGUUCUUCUGAUCAGUGACAAGUGAUAAGUGGUAACUUUAGCUACACUUAUCUGAUCAGUGACAAAUGGCAAGUGAUAAGUGAUAGCUUUAGCUACACUUAUCUUAUCAGUGGCAAGUGGCAAGUGGCAAGUGAUAAGUGAUAACUUCAGGUACACUUAUCUAAUCAGUGACAAGUGACAAGUGACAAGUGAUAAGUGGUAGCUUUAGCUGCACUUAUCUGAUCAGGGACAAGUGAUAAGUGAUCAUACGCAAGACCAUAGUUAUACUAUGGCAAAGUGGAAGUGAAGUACUCAAUUUUCCGUAACCGUUCCCUAAAUUGAUUAAGGAUGGUAAGUGAUAAAUGGGCCCAAAAGAAUUAUAGUAAAUGGAUAAGUGGGAGUGAGUUUAUACAAGGGGAACCACCAAUGAUUGUGGUUGAUAGGUGAACUUAGUAAUUGUGUUAAUGAAUGGUAUAAUCAAUAAACGUUGAGUUAAAUGGUAAAUACAUAUUUGUACUGAACUUAAUGAUUUGAAUUAUGAGCAUGAGAAAUUGCGAAUUGAAUGAAAUGGAAAUGAUGCAUUGAAUUACAUGAGUAUGUAUCGGGUCCCGUAGGCCCUAUUUAUUAAGAUUAUAAUAUUUUGACGAUAUAUUGUGUAAUAGCCAGAUUUUCAAAAAUGACGAAAACAGUGGUACGAGAUCAUCAAAUUCAGAAAAUAAGCUCGUAAAUUUCAUUAUUAAUAAUUAUGAGCCAAAAAUGAUUUUUAAGAGAUUUUUGAAUUAGUAAUUUGUGUUUUAUAAAAAUUUAUUAAGUCAAGAAAUUGAGGGAAAGAGGUAUCGAGACCUUGAUGUUAUAAACUGUGCCGUAAAUAUUUUUAUAAAUAUUUACGAAGUGUCAAUAUGGUAGUGUUAAAGCUUCGUCAGAAAAUUUUAAUGUUUCGGCAGUUAAUUAAUUAAAAAGGACUGAAUUGAAAAGA